Molecule: messenger RNA, 385 nt
Organism: Suillus subaureus
Lineage: Eukaryota; Fungi; Basidiomycota; Agaricomycetes; Boletales; Suillaceae
Exons: 1
Coding region: 110-289 (59 amino acids)
Source: RefSeq, a predicted model, not a curated record
GGGCAACUAAGCAUUCCAAUAUAAAAAUCAUACUAGCCUCCUCCUUCGACUUGAUCAGUUCCUAUCAACUUCCUCUUAACUACCUCUAGGUCACAUACAACGGCACACCAUGAGUCUAUUGAAGAUCCCCUUCAUUCUGGUUUCGGCCAUUGGUAUUCAUAUUUCGUUCACUUCUCCUUCCCCGCCACCAUCGUCUAAAGAGAAGGUGGUUCCCUCGUCGUUAGAAUUCUUCGUUGGAUGGCUUUUGAAACUUCGCAGUACGGAGUUACUGAGGGUGGGUUGCUCCUAAACACCGGUCGUUGUCUUUAUUGAUCUGUGGAUAAUAUAACAGAUCAGCGCAUGGGCAGCAUCGUCUGCUGAAGUGGCUAGCAUCCUGGCCAUGCAU